AUGUCUUGGUUGAAUAGGGGUCAACAAGUACUUGUAGAUGAGCAAUCAUGGGUAGAUUUCCAAAUUGGAGGAUAUAGGGAUAGAAUUUUAUGUGAUGUGAUCCCAAUGGAUGCUUGUCACUUGCUCCUAGGGCGUCCAUGGCGAUAUGAUCUCAAUGCUAAACAUGAUGGGAAAAAGAAUACCUAUACCAUAACAAAGAAUGGUGAAUCUUUCACCUUGAACCCUUUGCUGGAUGAUGGUGUAGGCAGACAAGUGGGUGCUAGUGUUAUGAUAGUGAGGGAAAAGGAGUUCUUGGAGACCUUGACGGAAGGGGAUGGUCAAGGGUUUUCCUUGUUUUUGAAGCCAAAAGAUGAAUUAGAUCUGCUAGCAAGCAAAGAGAAGGACACUCCUAAAGAGGUGUUGAGUUUGUUGGAGAAGUACAAAGGCAUAGUGGUUGAGGAGAUGUCUAACACCUUACUCCCAAUUAGAGACAUAAGCCAUCACAUAUACCUUAUACCUUGUGCUACAUUACCUAACAAAGCAAUGUAUAAGAUGACACCCUCUCAAAAUGAGGAGAUUGCAAGGAAGGUCAAAACAGGAGCACAUGAAGCAUUUGUAUAUGGUGUUAAGGAGGUUGCAUGA
Molecule: messenger RNA, 621 nt
Organism: Cryptomeria japonica (Japanese cedar)
Lineage: Eukaryota; Viridiplantae; Streptophyta; Pinopsida; Cupressales; Cupressaceae
Exons: 2
Coding region: 1-621 (206 amino acids)
Source: RefSeq, a predicted model, not a curated record